Molecule: messenger RNA, 801 nt
Organism: Penicillium lagena
Lineage: Eukaryota; Fungi; Ascomycota; Eurotiomycetes; Eurotiales; Aspergillaceae
Product: class II aldolase/adducin family protein
Exons: 2
Coding region: 1-801 (266 amino acids)
Biological process (GO): pentose catabolic process
Cellular component (GO): cytosol
Molecular function (GO): aldehyde-lyase activity
Source: RefSeq, a predicted model, not a curated record
AUGGAUGAUUCAGAACCAGUGAAGCCCAGCCAGGUGUCCAAGGAGCUACUCCACAGGUACAUAGAUGGUUGCCACAUCCUGCACCAUUACGGGCUGGUUGAUGCAUAUGGACAUCUCUCUGUUCGGUUGUCUGCGUCGACUUUCUUGAUGUCUAGAUAUCUCGCCCCUGCUCUUGUGGCAUCAGUGGGUGACCUGGUCAUUUACAGGAUCAAAGACGGCCAGCCUGUAGCUGCUGAGUCGCCAAGAGGGUUCUCGGAGCGAUUUAUCCAUUCCGAAAUCUACAAGGCCUACCAGGGUGUCCAGGCAGUAGUGCACUCUCAUUCUCUCGACGUGGUCCCGUUCUCUAUCUCGGCUACGCCACUUCAGGCCUGUUUCCACAUGGCCGGAUUUUUGGGUACGGCUGUGCCUAUCUGGGAUGCUGCAUCUGUAUACAAAGAUCAUCCAGCCGACAAUCAGGAUAUGCUUGUGAAGAAUGUGAAGUUAGGAUCGGCGCUUGCCCGAUCAUUAGGCUGUAACGGUGGUCAAGCAAUGGGCAUACCCAAGCAUCCUGUGGUGUUGAUGCGCGGCCAUGGCUUCGUGGCAACAGCACAAAGCCUUGAAAUGGUGAUAUUUAAUAGCAUCUACACGGCUCAAAACGCCAGAGUCCAGCGGGAAGCAAUCAGUCUUGGAACUGAGAUACAGGUAUUUAAUGAACGGGAGGCACAUGACACAGGCUCAACAACAGGUCAAGGAGCAGUAAAGCCGUGGCCGCUUUGGGUGAAUGAGGUAUCGAACGAGUCGAUAUAUAAGAAUCUAGUGUGA